Sturnus vulgaris (Common starling) is the source of this 1834-nucleotide messenger RNA. NCBI's taxonomy places the organism in Eukaryota, Metazoa, Chordata, Aves, Passeriformes, Sturnidae. The record is from RefSeq and is a predicted model, not a curated record.
AACACUCUUCAUUCCUGAAAGCUGGAAUGAGGACCAAUGCUGAUGAUCCAGUUCCUAAUGACCCAAGACGUUGCUGGGACUUGAGAGGGCUCUGUUUUGAGAACAGCUGCAGUGAACAAAAUACUCCCUGCCUGGUCUAGACUCGCAUGGAAAGUUCCUGGUAAUCAACAAAUCUCCUUACGGCCUGGCCUGCAAGAGAACUCGAAAGGGACUUCUUACAGGGGCUGUAAGAACAGAAGACAGAAGGGCUUCAUGCUGACAGAAGGUAACAUCUUUGUUGUCAGCUUGUCUGUUGCAGACCUCGUGGUUGCAGUUUAUCCAUACCCUCUGAUCUUAAGUGCCAUCUUCCACAAUGGAUGGACCAUGGGAAAUAUCCACUGCCAGAUAAGUGGGUUCCUGAUGGGCUUAAGUGUCAUUGGGUCCAUUUUCAACAUCACGGCGAUUGCAAUCAACCGCUACUGCUACAUCUGCCACAGCCUUCGGUAUGAUAAGCUCUUCAACCUGAAGAACACCUGCUGCUAUCUCUGCCUGACCUGGAUACUCACAGUGGUGGCAAUCGUGCCUAACUUCUUUGUUGGCUCCUUGCAGUAUGACCCCCGGAUUUACUCCUGCACCUUUGCCCAGACAGUGAGCACAUCAUACACCAUCACGGUGGUAGUGGUUCACUUCAUUGUUCCACUCUCUGUUGUGACAUUUUGCUACCUACGGAUCUGGAUUUUGGUGAUUCAAGUCAAACACCGGGUGAGACAAGACUGCAAGCAGAAACUCAGGGCAACUGACAUCCGAAACUUCUUGACUAUGUUUGUGGUUUUUGUCCUUUUUGCUGUGUGCUGGGGACCACUAAACUUUAUUGGCCUUGCUGUUUCAAUUAAUCCUUCAAAAGUGCAGCCACACAUUCCAGAAUGGCUUUUUGUCCUGAGCUAUUUUAUGGCCUAUUUUAACAGCUGCCUCAAUGCUGUGAUCUAUGGGCUUCUUAACCAGAAUUUUCGGAAGGAGUACAAAAGAAUAUUGCUGACACUGUGGACUCCCAGGCUGCUGUUCAUUGAUGUGUCCAAGGGUGGGACAGAAGGGAUGAAAAGCAAGCAUUCUCCAGCCAUAACAACUAACAACAACCAUGCGGAAAUACACCUAUGAGUCAGGACAGUACUAUUUAUUCUGGAUUAAGUAUAUAUAAGAGCCUUUCUAGCUGGGUGCAUUGCACAGCUGGUGUUGUCCUCAUGCAAGGAAGGAGUCUGCAACCUUUCAUGCUUAGCUUGACAUUGCUACGACAUCAAGGCUUUGAGUAAGGAUUUUCAGAAUGGAAAUGACUGAUUUUUAUUUUUUUUUUUUUAAUAUGUCAUCUUUCACUGUGUGCCUAAUUAAUCGGUUUGGUUGCUUUUGUCACAAGCCUGCCAAUACCCGAAAAGGGAAGCAUUCAGAGUGCAUGGAGAAAUGCAGUUAUGCUUGAAAUGCAACCUUCAAGGGGCAGUAAAAUUUCCAUUUAUUACACACAAACCUUUCUCCCCUCCCUCUGAGUUCUAUUUUUCUAGCAUUAACUUAGCCCAAACUGUAUCAAACAAAGUGUAAACUGCAUGGCUUUUUACAUUUUAGAUAGGCAACUGUAUUAGCCAGCGGAUGUAUGUAUAGGCAUGGUGUGUGUUUUCCUUUUUAUUUCCUCUUAGGUUUAGGAACUAGCCUGGGCUAGAUGUGAGGCAGAAACCAGACCAGUGUGUGCCUGAUGCACUCAUUUGAAUUAAGUUUCUACAGACAUUAAGUACCAUUGCACUCUCCUUCCCAGGCCACAAGUAAGUAUUGUGACAUAUGACAUAAUCUAAUUGCAGUAAGAUACUUGGAG